Electrophorus electricus (electric eel) is the source of this 7453-nucleotide messenger RNA. Lineage: Eukaryota; Metazoa; Chordata; Actinopteri; Gymnotiformes; Gymnotidae. The record is from RefSeq and is a predicted model, not a curated record.
CUAACUAACACACACACACGUUUUUAAAUCACAAAAUGAUCAACCUCAUUGGCUUCUAUCUCUCGUCGGGUAUCCGAACAGCCUAUCCCGGCGCCUGACACUGGAAGUGGGCCGAACUCUCGCACCAUCCCUCUCCCAGGAGGGAGCUUCCAUGCAGGGCUUCCUUUCUUACUGAAGAGGGCGAGAUCACAAUCCCACCACACUCCGUAUCCACACUGCCCACAACUACAAACAUUUCUGCCUGACAAACGAAAGCUCCAGCUCGGUCACUCCCGUUUGUGAAACACAGUACUCCCCUCCUUUGCUCCAACACCUCCCUCUCUCUCGGCGGCGGCACCACACUCGUAUCCGCCAGCUUAGCUCCGUGCCGCUUGCGUUUUUUUUUGUUUGUCGCUUGCAGUCACAUCUCAAACAAAUCUCUGAUGUUGUAGAGCAAGAUAUAAGUGUCGUGUGUGAGUGCGUGUUGUGAGGCCGGCUGGAGGCGUGUUCUGGGGUGCUUGGAGCUGAAUGCAGUCGAGCUCUUCUGAAACACUGGGGUUGUUGGUGUGGCCGAAUUUUCCCUGGAUUUGAUUGGUAAAUUCAGAAGACUGAAGCCCAGGCUCACAGUCUACCUUUCACGGAGGCCCAGCCGUGAGAGGACAGAGGAAGGCACGUGGCGAAUCAUGACUGCCGAGAAAGAGAAAGACAAGGAGCGGGAGCGGCGGGAGAAGGUGCGCGAGAGCGAGAGCUCGCGGCCGCGGCGCAGCUGCACGCUGGAGGGCGGAGCCAAGAACUACGCGGAGAGCGAGCACAGCGAGGACGAGGAGGCGGAGGCCGGAGGCGGAGCCGCCGCCGAGGAGGCCACCAAGAAGAGCAAGAAAAAGCUGCCCAAGAAGAAGUCGCGCUAUGAGCGCACGGAGAACGGAGAGAUCACCUCCUUCGUCACGGAGGACGACGUCGUCUACAGGCCGGGGGAUUGUGUGUACAUAGAGUCUCGCCGAUCCAACACCCCCUACUUCAUCUGUAGCAUUCAGGACUUUAAGCUGAGUAAGCGGGAUCAUCUGUUAAUGAGCGUGAAAUGGUACUAUCGCCAGUCCGAGGUUCCUGACUCCGUCUACCAGCACCUAGUGCAGGAUCGUAACAAUGAGAACGACUCUGGUCGGGAGCUGGUCAUUACUGACCCUGUGGUAAAAAGCAGAGAGCUCUUCAUCUCGGACUAUGUGGACACCUACCACACUGCGGCCCUCAGGGGGAAAUGCAACAUCGCCCACUUCUCAGACAUAUUCGCUGCCAGGGAGUUCAAACCACGGAUCGACUCAUUUUUCUACAUUUUAGGAUAUAAUCCAGAGACUAGGCGAUUAAACAGCACACAGGGGGAGAUUCGAGUAGGUCCCAGUCACCAGGCCAAGCUCCCAGAGCUCCUGCCUUUUCCCUCUCCCGGAGGCCAGGCAGUGACGGAGAACGAGGAGCUGGUGUGGAUGCCUGGGGUCAAUGACUGUGACCUGCUUAUGUACCUGAGGGCAGCAAGGAGCAUGGCUGCUUUUGCAGGGAUGUGUGAUGGAGGCUCGACCGAGGACGGCUGCCUCGCUGCCUCUAGAGACGACACCACACUCAACGCACUAAACACGCUGCACGAGAGCAGCUACGACGCGGGGAAGGCCCUGCAGCGGCUGGUGAAGAAGCCCGUGCCCAAGCUGAUUGAGAAGUGCUGGUCCGAAGACGAAGUGAAACGGUUCAUUAAAGGGCUCCGGCAAUACGGCAAGAACUUCUUCAGGAUUCGGAAAGAGCUGCUGCCAAACAAGGAAACGGGAGAGUUGAUCACCUUUUACUAUUACUGGAAGAAAACGCCGGAAGCUGCUAGCUCGCGAGCCCACCGCAGGCACCGCAGGCAACCCGUCUUCCGCCGGAUCAAGACCCGCACCGCCUCCACGCCUGUCAGCACUCCCUCCCGCCCCCCUUCCAGCGAGUUCUUGGACCUGAGCUCAGCCAGCGAGGAUGACUUUGACAGCGAGGACAGCGAGCAGGAGCUGAAGGGCUACGCCUGUCGCCACUGCUUCACCACCACCUCCAAGGACUGGCACCACGGGGGCCGUGAGAACAUCCUGCUGUGCACCGACUGCCGCAUCCAUUUCAAGAAGUACGGCGAGCUGCCGCCCAUCGAGAAGCCCGUGGACCCACCGCCGUUUAUGUUCAAACCCGUCAAAGAGGAAGAGGAUGGGCUCGGCGGGAAGCAUAGCAUGAGGACUCGACGGAACCGUGGGCCUAUGUCGACGCUACGAAGUGGCCGGAAGAAGCAGACCGCCAGCCCGGAUGGCAGAGCCUCACCGACCAAUGAGGACCUGCGAUCGAGUGGCAGGACUUCCCCCAGUGCCGCCAGCACGUCCAGCACCGACAGCAAAACGGACUCGGUGAAGAAGCCCAGCAAGAAGAUAAAGGAGGAGGUGCCAUCGCCCAUGAAGAGUGCCAAGCGGCAGAGAGAGAAGGGGUCCUCAGACACAGAGGAGCCCGAGAGAAGCAGCACCAAGAAGUCAAAGACCCAGGAGCUAAGUCGGCCCGAUUCGCCCUCGGAGUGCGAGGGAGAGGGCGAGGGCGAGAGCUCGGAUGGUCGCAGCGUGAACGAUGAGGGCAGCAGUGACCCCAAGGACAUCGACCAGGACAACCGCAGCUCCUCGCCCAGCAUCCCCAGCCCACGCGACAACGAGAGCGACUCGGACUCGUCGGCGCAGCAGCAGGUGCUCCAGGGCCAGCACCCUCCCGUCAUCCAGUGCCAGGGGGGAGCCCUGCCCCCGGUCGCCUCGUCCUCCUCCUCUGCCGUGCCGAUGCCUCCGACGUCAGGGGCUCCGGCACUCCCCUCCCAGGCGUCUCCAUCCUUGCCCCCGGCCCCCAUGCCUCCGCAGCAGAUACCUCCGGCAGGCCCGCUUUCUCACAUCCAGUCAGCGGUGGCCCUGCACCCUCAGAGGCUGCCCUCGCCCCACUCGCCCAUGCAGGGCAUGCCUCAGCCGCCCGCGCCCUCUCAGACUGGUCCGCAGCCUCUGCUGCCCACUCUGCACAGCUCCGUGCCGCCCAUGGGCCACCCUCUGCAGGCAGGGCCCCACGUGCCUCAUCCUCACCCCUUACCCCCACAGCCCUUCCCCCUCGCACAAUCUCAGGUCCCCCCGUCUCCCCUCGUGGGCCAGACGCAGUCCUCCUCCCUGUCUCAGCAGCCGCACACGCCCCCGUCGCAGUCCUCCUCGCAGGGCGGCGGUCAGCAGCCCCCCCGGGAGCAGCCUCUGCCGUCCGCGCCCAUGUCCAUGCCACACAUCAAGCCUCCGCCCACCACGCCCAUCUCACAGGUGCAGAACCCGCAGUCUCACAAGCACCCCCCACACCUCUCGGCACCCCCUUUCCCGCAGAUGCCUUCCAACCUGCCCCCGCCGCCUGCCUUGAAACCGCUCAGCUCGUUGUCCACGCACCACCCGCCGUCAGCCCACCCACCUCCCCUGCAGCCCAUGCCUCAGCAGCUGCAGCCUCCGCCCGCGCAGCCCCCAGUGCUCACCCAGUCCCAACCCCUGCCUGCCUCGGGUAGCCACGCUCCUCCCCCAGCUCCGCCCCUCCCCCCCUCGGCCGCCCCCUCGCACUCGGGUCCCUCCCAGCCGCCCUUCCCCCCUCACGCCUUUUUGCCCGGCGGCCCUGCCGCCCUUGCGCCAUCCUCCGUGCCGUCGUCGGUGGCGGGCCCGCUGGCUGGACUGCAGCAGCCGCCAUCCUCCAUCUCCAUGCCGUUGCCCGCCUCUGUCGGCACGCCCUGCCCGGGACCCGCCACUGUGCCCCCCGUGCAGAUUAAAGAAGAGCCCCUGGACGAGGCCGACGAGCCCGAGAGCCCGCCGCCUCCACAGAGGAGCCCCUCGCCCGAGCCCACCGUUGUCAACACUCCCAGCCACGCCAGCCAGUCCGCACGGUUCUACAAGUACUUGGACCGAGGGUAUAACACGUGCGCAAGGACGGACUUCUACUUCACGCCGCUGCCGUCGUCCAAGCUGGCCAAGAAGCGCGAGGAGGCACUGGAGAAAGCAAAGAGGGAGGCAGAGCAGAGGGCACGCGAAGAGAAAGAGAAGGAGAGGGAGCGCGAGAAGGAGAGAGAGAGGGAGCGGGAGCGUGAGAAGGAGGCUGAGAGGGCUGCGAAAGCGUCCAGCUCGUCUCACGAGGGUCGGAUGGGCGAGCCCCAGAUGGCGGGGCCGGCCCACAUGCGGCCGCCCUUUGACCCGCCCCCCACCACCAUUGCCGCCGUGCCGCCCUACAUCGGGCCGGACACGCCGGCCCUGCGCACGCUCAGCGAGUACGCCCGGCCCCACGUCAUGUCGCCCACCAACCGCAACCACCCGUUCUUCAUGUCGCUCAACCCCACCGACCCGCUGCUGGCGUACCACAUGCCAGGCCUGUACAACGCCGACCCCGGCAUGCGCGAGCGGGAGCUGCGGGAGCGCGAGAUGCGGGAGCGCGAGAUCCGCGAACGCGAGCUCCGCGAGAGGAUGAAACCCGGCUUCGAGGUCAAGCCCCCCGAGCUGGACGGCCUGCACCCCGCCAACCCCAUGGAGCACUUUGCCCGCCACGGGCCCAUCGGCUUGCCGCCCAUGGCCGGCCACCCCUUCGCCUCCUUCCACCCGGGCCUGAACCCGCUGGAGAGGGAGCGGCUGGCCCUGGCCGGUCCCCAGCUGCGACCCGAGAUGACCUACCCGGAGCGGCUGGCCGCCGAGCGGCUGCACGCCGAGAGGAUGGCGUCCGUGGCCAGCGACCCCAUCGCUAGGCUGCAGAUGUUCAACGUGACGCCACACCACCACCAGCACUCCCACAUCCACUCCCACCUCCACCUGCAUCAACAGGACCCACUGCACCAAGGUGGUGGUGAAUGCCUUGUGUGUCCCCCAGGUUCUGGGGCCCACCCACUGGUUGACCCGCUGGCCGCCGGACCACACCUGACCCGCUUCCCGUACCCGCCCGGAGCCAUCCCCAACCCCCUACUCGGACAGCCCCCUCACGAACACGAGAUGCUCCGGCACCCGGUGUUUGGUACCCCAUACCCUAGAGAUUUGCCGGGGGGGCUACCCCCACCCAUGUCGGCCGCGCACCAGCUACAGGCCAUGCACGCUCAGUCUGCCGAGCUCCAGAGACUGGCCAUGGAGCAGCAGUGGUUGCACGGACACCACCACAUGCACGGGGGCCCUCUGCCUGGACAGGAGGACUACUACAGCCGGUUGAAGAAGGAGAACGACAAGCAGCUGUGAUGGAGGGAUGUGACAUCGCAGAGGUCAGCAGGACAAAGGAGGUCACUCCAGAGCAGUCGCAGACAGGACCAUUUACGUUUGGAAAAGAACAGACAAGUGACAAGGAUUGACUCUGUUUCUGUUGUCUUUCUUUACUAUUAUGGACUUUUUUUUUUUUCUAAAGACAUUGACUUCCUUUUUGGUAUAUAGCAUUCAAGUAGUGAAAACGUCCUCAAGACUGGUUGUGACUUUCCUGCAUGAAACAUCCUCUGAGAAGCUUCCCUGGCGUUUUUGUAGGUGCUAGAAUACCAGACACUUUGUCACUGUGCAUAUUCAAAGAAGAGGAAGAGAACAGUUGGGCCAUUAUAUCUGAAAAAGUGCUAUCUUAAAUUCAAUGUUUAUUUUAAUACAUUGUAGGAGGUUUUCAUAAUUUUAAGAAGAGCUGCAGCAUGACGUUUUUUGAGUCUGUAAAUAGUAUAUAUAUAUAUAAAUAUAUAUAUAUAUACAUAUGAUUAUUAUUAUAAUUAUUAUUAGGUGUGGAUUGCUAACCGAGUUGUUAGACUUGCGGUAUAUAGUUCACAAGCAUCGUCCCUUGUUUCAGAGGGGAACGAGAUGGCAUUAUCUGAGCAGGUAGGCAUGUCGGCAGCAGGCCAGAACACUGAGUCGCUGGGAGAAUGGUACCAGGUUUUGUUAUCCACACACACACACACACACACACACACACCUGCGGUGAAUGCUCAAGUUGAGCUGCUUAUCAUCCCAUAGACUUUCAGCGUAUUGAAACACACACACACAAACGCUUAUCCAUGAUGUCAUGGCCGUCUUCAUUACCAUUUUCUGUUGAAUGGAAGCUAAGGAGUCCGAUAUGGGGCAUAGCGCAGGUUUGUGAAACAGCUCUAGGGAUGUAUGCAAGACCUUACACACCCACACCCUAUCGAGAAGGCGAAACUGCACUGAACAACGUCAGAGGUGAUAUUGAAUUAGAAUUGGUUUUAAGGACCCGACCACAUGAAUGAGUGCGUUUUAAGAACCAUUUUUGUCUCUGUUCUGUGUACCAAAGUGAAGAAGCUAAAACUGGUAAUGUGCGCUUUGAAAAAAGCAAUUCGGGUUCACACGUUUUCCGGGACAUUUUAGAAAGGCCUCCAACUGGUCCUGGCACUUUCUUCCUCCAUCCAUGAUAAUGGAUGGAUAGUCCAGACACCUCCUCCUCCUCAGGUGUUUCCGUGAGCGAUUUUACCAGUUUUAAAAGAAUGGAUGGGUGCUAAUGGAACUGGACAGCAGUGGAGGCCCCCCAACCUCCGCUCCUGGGGUCCCUCGGCCCCCAUGGGCUCAGUCAUUCUCACUGUGAUCCCCAAAAGACACGGUCCCUCCACGGGAGACGGAACGAGAGCUUUGAACAAGAGUGCGCGCGCCCGCACAUGUGCGUGCUUGCGGCAGCAGGAAUCAGUGUGUCGCUGCUGCAGGCGGCUCUUCCUGACGCUGCGUUUCGCCGUGAUGCAUGGCCUCCCUGGUGACACCGCCCAGACCCCCCCCCCCCCCUCCCCAACACACACACACACACACACACACUCCCUGCGUCAUCAUGAGGCCGGGUGAUGGCCAUUGUCAACACUCACGUGCAGUAUUUGCUGUUACAUCAGACCAGUUUGAAUCAUUCUUCACAGCCAUAUCCUCCAUUAAUUCUUUUUAUGUCCUUAAAUAUUCUCAUUGCAGGAAGGUGGUUUUGGUUUUAGGUUUUAAUUUGAUUAAUGUAGUGCGUUUUUUUUUUCUAUGUUUCCUCAAAGAAAGGGGAAAGGGAUGGAUGCUUCCACAGCUUUGCCCAGACACCGAAAUCCAUUUUGUCAGUACAAUAUAAAUAUCACGCCCGCCCACUGGACUCUGCCAUCUACCUGUCUCUGUCUAUGUAUACAAACAUUAUCUUUUUUUCAGCAUUUUAUCCCUGUUGUCCCUUUUUUUGUCUUAAACCUUUGAUGUUGAGUGUUGUCAAUGGUUUAGCUUCUCUUCUCGUUUUAAAGCGGCAAUAGCAGAAUGUACAUUCUGACUGCUAAGAUUUAUAUAUACUGGUAUCUUGAAGCUUAUUGUAUAUAUUAGUAGUUGCCAUGGGAUGACACAAUGUAAACAAAAAGUAGAAAUAAUUAAAACAAAAUUGUGAGUCCUGUGUUCUGCCCAUUUGAGUAUUUUGUAAUUUUUUUGAAAAAUUUGUGGAAUUAAAAUAAAACCAAGUUACACCACAAUGA